CGCGGCGGGGAGCGAUCUCCGCUACCAUGAGGCGGCUGCCGCUGCUCCCGCCUUUCCCUCUGCUGCUGCCGCCGCUGCUGCUGCUGCUGCCCGCCGAGGUCAGAUGUACAACUGCCUGCACUGACAACUGUAGCUUGAAAAACAUAACUGAAGAAAUGGGAACCAGUAGUAAUGAUGAGUUAUCAGUGAAUGCUACAAGUGGGAACAGGAGAUUAUCAGAGGAUGUGUCACUAUCUGGCAGGGCCAUGAGUGAUCAGAACAGCGUAGCACUGCCCAGCAAGCUGUUUGAUCUCAAGGCAGAGUAUGUUGGUGUGACUUCUGUCAACUUAACCUGGACAGUGAAUGACGCAGCGUCAGCCUCCUACACGUAUAGGAUAGAGGUUACAAGUGUCUCUUUUAAUGACAACCUGACAUCGAACGUCACCAUGGCUGAGGUUCCUGGAUUAAUCCCUGGGACUCUGUACAAUUUUAAGGUCUUUGCAGUAGCAGCUGAUAAUCAUACAGAAGGAGAAGGAGCAUUCACAAGCCUCUACACAAAGCCGACACCAGUAUUUGAUCUCAAGGCAGAGUAUGUUGGUAUGACUUCUGUCAACUUAACCUGGACAGUGAAUGACACAGCUUCGGACACCUACACAUACAGAAUAGAGGUUAGCAAUGGGCACUCCAUUUACAAUGAAACAUCAAAUAUCACAGAAACUGAAAUUACUGGGUUAACCCCUGGGACGCCAUACACUUUCACAGUCUUUGCAGUAGCAGCUGAUGGUGAGACGGAAGGAGAAGGAGCAUCCAUAAGCCUGUAUACAAAGCCCAGCAAAGUGUUUGGUCUCAAGGCGGAAUAUGUUGCUAUGACUUCUGUCAACUUAACCUGGACAGUGAAUGACACAGCUUCGGACACCUACACGUACAGGAUAGAGGUUGCGCAUGAAAGUCUAAUUAACGAGACCACGUCAUUAGUCACUGAAAGUAUUGUAACCAGUUUAAUCCCUGGGACCUCUUACAAUUUCACGGUCUUUGCAAUAGCAGCUGAUGGUCAGACGGAAGGAGAAGGAGCAUCUAUAAGCCAAAAUACAAUUCCUUCCUCAGUGAGUUCAUUUCAGUGUGAAGCAGUGGCUAAUACAUCUUACCUAAUGCUGAAGUGGGACUGUCCUUAUGGCGACUACUCUGGCUUUGAUAUUGAAAUAUUUAAUGAUACUUGGACAAAAAAUGAACACUGUCAAUUCUGUGGGAGAGAAGGCUCAGAAGAAAGCUUCAUAACAGAACCUUUAGAUUAUUACAAAACCUAUACUGUUAAUAUUACAACUGUUUCAGAAGGUUUAACAAGUCUUCCAGUGCAGAUAAUAUGUAAUACAAGCAUUACAGAUCCACCUGUUCCAAACGAAGCUCCUGUAGUCAAGGCAGUCAGUCACAACUCACUGACUGUUGAGUUUCCUGACUUUGAGUCAGUGAAUGGACCAUUAAAAGCUUAUGCAGUAAUGAUCAUAAGUGAAGCAGAAGGUUGUUUGCCUUCAAAGUCUGAUUUGAGCUACACAUACAGCGAUUUCAAGCAGAAGAUGACAGCUACCUAUGUGACAUAUGUCAUAGACGUAGAGGAGAUGACAUCUUUCAAUUCUCAGAAUGGGCACAACAUUGUCGACGUAGGCAAGGGAAACACCAUGUAUGGCUAUGAAAAUGGACCGUUGAUUCCUCUUCAUUCGUACAGGGCAAGUGUUGCAGGUUUCACUAACAUAACCUUUACUGUGGCCAACAAAAUUAUGGGUGAACAAAGUUAUGUGUCGUUUUCACCGUGUUCCAACAUGGUUUCAUUACCCCAGGAUCCAGGUGUUAUUGCUGGAGCCGUUAUUGGAUGCCUUUUAGCUGUAUUGGCUGUAGUAGCUAUAGGGGGUUACAUAUUCUGGAGGAGGAGAAGGAAAGAUAAAAGAAAUACUGAAGUGUCUUUUUCUCCAAUUAAAAUAAAGAAAUCAAAAAUGAUUAAAGUAGAGAACUUUGAGUCCUACUUUAAGAAGCAGCAAGCAGACUCCAACUGUGGUUUUGCUGAAGAGUAUGAGGAACUCAAAUCUGCUGGUGUUCAUCAGCCCAAAUUUGCUGCUGAAAUUCCUGAGAACAGAGGGAAAAAUAGAUACAACAAUGUCUUACCAUAUGAUAUUUCUCGUGUUAAACUUUCAAAUCCAAGCUGUGCAACUGAUGAUUAUAUUAAUGCAAACUAUAUGCCUGGAUAUAGCUCAAAGAAGGCAUUUAUUGCUGCACAAGGCCCUUUACCCAAUACUAUAGAAGACUUCUGGCGCAUGAUUUGGGAAAAGAAUAUCUACUCUAUUGUCAUGUUGACAAAAUGUGUUGAGCAGGCCCGGACAAAAUGUGAGCAAUAUUGGCCAGACAAACAAUCUAAGAGUUAUGGUGAUGUUAUUGUGACAAUGGUCUCGGAAGUUGUUCUUCCAGAAUGGACAAUAAGGGACUUCAAUGUAGAAAACGCUGACACACUGGAGAGCCACACAGUGCGUCAGUUCCAUUUUACAUCCUGGCCAGAUCAUGGAGUGCCAGAGACAACAGACCUGCUAAUCAACUUUAGACAUCUUGUUCAUGAAUACAGCAGUCAGAAUCCUAUUGACUCUCCUAUUCUAGUGCACUGCAGUGCUGGUGUGGGGAGGACAGGAACAUUUAUUGCCAUUGACCGCCUGAUUCAGCAGAUUGAAAUGGAGAAUACUGUGGAUGUGUAUGGAGUGGUGUAUGAUCUUCGAAUGCACCGACCUCUAAUGGUGCAAACCGAGGACCAGUAUGUCUUCCUAAACCAGUGCGUCAUGGAUAUUAUUAGAUCACAGAAAGAGAAGAAAACAGACCUUAUUUAUCAAAACACAACAGCAAUGGCAAUCUAUGAAAAUUUCACACCUGGACCAGCUUUUGGGAAGGCUAAUGGCUAUCAUGCAUAACCAGGACACAACGCAGUCUCCAGGAAUUGCUGUCUGUGCAUGAGAAAGGGAGAUGUUCUUACAUUUUCCAGGAUUGUGUGCAGUGUCUCGUGUCUGGUUUCUCCAGUUCUGUCCUCAUAUGAAGAAGUGAUCUUCUGGAGGAAAAAAAAAGACAAUACUGGCAGGAGCCAUGGAUCGAUAAAAAAGAAAAACUAUUUAAAGUUAACAGAGGAAUUCUGAUUUUUUUCUUGGGAAUUUAACAGUACUGAUAGGUGAAAUAGCAUUUGCAGUACAAACAAGGAACUAGAAUUUAAAUAUUAAAAUAAUAACACAAGCUUUUUAUUACAAUUUUAUAUGAUUUCAUUUACAGACAACAGGCUUGUGGGCUGUUUUAAUAUAUUUAAUUAUAAGUUUUGGGAACAUAUUUUAUCUGCUGUAUCUGGUUACCUAGCUAAUAGAUAUGUGCCUCUGUGAUUUAUUUUUUUUUCUGAAUUUUCCUUUUUAUUUAAAAAAGGAGUACAAACACCUCCUCCAAAUGGACAUUUGUACUUGGAAAUUGUGCCUUUUCUAGUUGCUACUCUAGAAAAAAAAAAACAAAACAAACAAACAGCAGAGAUUCUAUUUUUGUACUGAAACUCUUGAAAUGAGAACACAGAUUUUUAAAUAAGGCUUAUGUCAAACUUAACUGUAGUUGCACUGUUGGCAGGACUCUCCAGAAGUUUGGAGGUGAGCUUUGUUUUUGCGUUUCACCACAAAUAUCCCCUGCCUUAAUGUUUCGGUGCCUCUGCUAGAGGAAGAGGAGUGUGAUGUGUCACUCAGAGCUUUAAGUGUAGUGAAAAACUGAGCAAGUGUGUACAUGGAUGUGUGUGCAGGGGUGUGUGUGGGUGUGUAUGAAGGACAGAAUAGCUCCUCCCUGUUCCUGGUUGAUAUUCCUGUUUUUAUACAAUGAUGAUUUAUUUAAAGGUGCAAUAUAUGAUUUACUGAAUAAUGAUUGCUCUAUUCUAAUAGAGUUUUACUCAGGUUCGUGUCUUUUUAUCAUUGUUGUUGUUUUUCCUCAGAUGUAUAAAUCUGUGAAAAUGCUGAACUAAGUUUCCAAGUGUCCAAGCGCUCCCAAACAGAUUGACUGGCUUUACUGAUACUACCAAAAUGAAUUGCACAAAAUUCUGCUGUAAAGACCAAUUUCUUGCUUGUUUUAGCCAUUCAGAACUGAAGCACAUCUUACCCACCUGCAUCUCAUUAAUACAAUGUAAUUGUUUUAUAGUUGUUUGCAAUGUACUGCUGCUGUUAUUUUAACUGGUCCUUUUAAAAACAGAACAAACGUGCGGAAACCCCAGAGUUGCUGAUUUUGCAAGCCAAGGAUUUGAUGAGAUUUAUUUUGCUGGUACAUGACUGCUAGACUUAUGAAGGCAUUACCAAUGAAGGACUUCUGAAGUACUUUGGAGGGCAUGUAGGUUUUUUUUGACCUUUGGAUCAUUGCACUGUUUGCAUCGCAAAGGAAUAUGAAGUUUUGGAAUAGCGCUAUAGAAGAGCUAUCAAGCGGUGAAAAUCUUGUGAAGGGUUUAAUAACCAGAGUCCCUGGAAUUCUGCUGCUUUUUUUUUGUUUGUUUCUUUCUUUCUUUCUUAGUUUUUGGCAGAGUCGUCAGAAAUAGCUCCUAUACUUAGAAUUCAGGAAAAUCUAGGAAUUCCUGGUGCAGAGCUGUAAUGUUACAGGAAACCAGAGGAGCUCGACAACAGUGUGAAACUGUGGUAUGUUGUGCGAGCAAAUCUGGAGGACCAACCACAAAGUGCUUCAGCUUUUUUUCUCAUAGCAGCUGCUUGUGGAUUCUUGAAUUUUUUUUUUCUUUCUUUUUUUUCUUUUUUUUUCUUUUUUUAAAUCAACACGCACACAUAAAUACCCACAAAAACAAGCCAGAUCCAUGAGGUUAGUGAUCCUGCCUAACCCCACCCAAAAUGGUGUUCCACAUAGUGGAUCUCAUAGAGCUCACAUGACAAAUAAGCCACUGGGACCAAAAAGAACCAUUCCAAAGGAACUGGGAAGGCAGAAAGUCUGCCCCUUGCAGUUACUUUAUUUAUUUCUGUCUUCUAAAUAGUACACAUCUGUGCAGAGCACAGAGUCAGUAUUCAUUAUUCCUCAUCUCCAGGAGCUUGUCUGCUGCUUCAGAAGACCCCUCUUUUAUACAGCGUAGAAGAGGGGGGAGAUGAAUCCUAGUUUGUAUCCUGCCUUUGUAUUAUGUUGCAGUGGAACCUAUGAAAACUAACUAGAAUAGGAAGUGUUUCUGCCUAGCCGCCACCCAUAUAGUCUUGCAGAAAAUAGAAGUAUCUAACCCAUUGUUUUGAUGUUGGAAACAGGUGCCAAAAUUUCACUUGUCAUCAUCUAAGGGGUAUCCAUUUUUAAUGCAAUGGCAUUCACUUCAACAAUUCUGUGAUUUAAUUUAUUUUCCUGAAAGAGAAUCGUUCUUGCAAGGGACUCAAGUUGAAACUAAACGACCUGCUGAUCCCAAAUAUAAGUGGAAAAAGUUGGUAAGGCUUAAAAUGUUUUAAACAGAGUUGGAUUUACUGUCAAUGUGAGUAAGUUGGAAACACCUCAUAGCAUAUGUCUGUGGGAAGAACAGGAUUGCAGGAAAUCCUCUAUUAGGGAUCUCUUGUGGAUCCCUGUUGGCCAAGACUUGAAUUCCUGCAGAUUUUUUUUCACCGCAUUCUGAAGUUCUCUGUGUUGCAAUUGCUGUGAUCUGUCUCUUCACCCAGUGUUUUCUCCUGCUGUUGCUUAUCUAAACCUAUUCACUUUCCAGGCUCAAAGUUCCACUGCGUGGUAAUUGCAUCUCCUGCAUUUCUUUUUCAGCCUUUUUCCCAUUUGGGGCUUGCUUAAGAAGGGAAAAGUUGAUGUGUUUCAAAUAAGUGACUGUUAGUUAAAUAUCUUGAAAUGAUGUACAAAUUUUAUUGUUUUCAUAUUUGUUGUACAGGAAAUUUCAGCACAUGUCUAAAAUGUUGGUUUUUUAAAAUUUGAUUUGUUUUUAAAAAUAUAAAAGUAACGAUUAAAAAGCAUCA
Messenger RNA from Lagopus leucura (white-tailed ptarmigan), 5945 nucleotides. It is a transcript of the gene PTPRJ, whose product is annotated as protein tyrosine phosphatase receptor type J. Gene Ontology annotation, molecular function: cadherin binding; protein tyrosine phosphatase activity. Gene Ontology annotation, biological process: angiogenesis; protein dephosphorylation. Lineage: Eukaryota; Metazoa; Chordata; Aves; Galliformes; Phasianidae. The coding region runs from base 27 to 2921 and encodes 964 amino acids. The transcript has 22 exons. The record is from RefSeq and is a predicted model, not a curated record.